AUGACAAUCGUCCAUUCAGCUUGGCGGCGCCUCAAGUCCAUGAGCAAGUACGAGAAAUAUUCUGAAGCAGACUACGCUGCGAAUGUCUAUAAUGUCUUCCGGAGCCCUGCAAUCCGUGCCAGUACUUACAAGGUUCAAUGCAAUGUGUCUCUCCCUCAGCCAACGCAGACAGCCAAGCUGACUGCUGAGGCGAUUCGGAUCCUUGGUGCAAAGCAAGCAACACCAGAUUGUCUAGUCCUUGUGCCAGCUCGUUCGCUUCGCUCUCUCUCGAACGGAAUGAAUUCGCAUUUCAAAGUCCUCAGCCGCCAUCCCACAAUCGCCAAUUGCGGCACAGCCAGCAAGCUGUCGUCAUUCCGAUAUCAGAGCACACCGCUUGCAGUACUUCCAGACGCACCGACCUUCCAGUUUGUCAGCAGCAUCUGGGAAGACAAGAAACCGGUUCACCACAUGUUGAACGACGCAUAUAGACAGAAUAGGAUGGCAACGGCAGGGGCAGCUCGUCAUUUACACUCCCAUCACGUCCAUGCCCCCAUUUUCGGCCUAAUAUGGGCAAGUGGAACAGUCCGAGCACAUGUCGAUUGGUGUAGCGCGUCUAAGGACGACAACAAUAGCCCGCCGGUCGUAUAUUCGGCGCCGUAUCAGAAAGGGGGAGCCCGCGAGAGUGACUCAGAAGACGAGCUCUUCUACGAAUGGCAGCUUGAACGUGCCGGGCACAUUAUCGAGGUUUUCUUCCUCUGUGAGCAUAUUGAUGAGUGGACAAUAAAUGGGUUCAAAGAAAGAAUAGUCAGAGGUGUAGGAGAGUUGGUCGAAAGGAUGAGGGAGAGGCGUACAGUCCGUGGAAGAGGACUGGUGAUUUGA
This is a messenger RNA of Mycena indigotica, 858 nucleotides long. RefSeq lists its product as uncharacterized. The record is from RefSeq and is a predicted model, not a curated record. The transcript has 6 exons. NCBI's taxonomy places the organism in Eukaryota, Fungi, Basidiomycota, Agaricomycetes, Agaricales, Mycenaceae. The coding region runs from base 1 to 858 and encodes 285 amino acids.